CCUACAUUAUUAUUCAGUCGUGUACCAGAACCAGUAAUGGCAAUACAGACUUGAAUUUGAAGUUUUUGAACAAUUAGAAGCAAUCGGCGUUACAAACAAAAUUUGACCUCUCAAAUGGCAACACUCUCUCAUUCAGACCUAUAAAUGCAUCAAGAGACACUCGUUACGAAACAAAGCAGAAGAAGCAGAGGAGACAAAGGAGACGAAGGAAGAAGACAUAUUAUCUCUUCUGGUUUCACACCUCUCUUUGAUCCUUCAAUCCAUAAAAAACAACGACAAAUCCAAAGGAAAACGCAAUCUCAAUCAAACCCACAAAACCAACCUCUUCUUCAAAUCCAAAUCCCACCACCAACAUCACCAAACCCACCACUAUUGACCCACCAACCUGACUUUCAAUCUUACCAUGAACAAGAACAAACCUUGUUCAGUAAUCCUUCAGCAACACAACAACCCCUUAUCUCAACACCCCACAAGAGGCUAACAAUUAUGGCUCAAUCACCACCUUCUUCUACCUCUCACUCCCCUACACUCUCCUCUCUCCAUGGCAACCCUAGCCAGUCAAAUUCUCAUAAAAAAACAAUCUGGAACACUAUUACCAUCCCACUGACUACUAAAUUAUCUAUCAAGACUCUAGCUCAAAAAGUCCUUUUCCAUUUCAGCCAUGCUCGUCUGCUUUGUGUACAUUUGACGGUUUUGAUUCUUAUUGUUUUGCCUUCUUUUUACUUCUUUCUAUCAAAUCAUCGUCGCUUGUUUAUCAUAAAUUUGCUUUUCAUUCUUGCUUUCUCAAUUACCCUUUUAGCAUGUCUCAAUCUUGUGCUUCCUCGCUUGCCUUCUCUUCGUUUACUUGUAGCUCGUUCAUUGCCAAAUAAAUUCAAGCCAACACCUUUACCUACAAAGGCUACGAAACCUGUGGUUUGGUCAAUUGGGUCUAAGCCAAAAAUACAAAACAAGCCAUAUUCAGGGUCAUGGGUUCAGGGUUAUAGUAAUGGUGAUGUUUAUGAGGGUGAAUUUCAUAAAGGGAAGUGUUCAGGGAGUGGGGUUUACUACUAUUAUAUGAGUGGGAGAUAUGAGGGUGAUUGGGUAGAUGAGAAGUAUGAUGGCUAUGGAGUUGAAACAUGGGCUAAAGGGAGCAGAUAUAGAGGGCAGUAUAGGCAGGGUUUAAGGCAUGGAAUUGGGGUUUAUAGGUUUUAUACAGGUGAUGUUUAUGCUGGUGAGUGGUGUAAUGGGCAGUGUCAUGGGUGUGGUAUUCAUACUUGCGAGGAUGGUAGCAAGUAUAUUGGGGAGUUCAAGUGGGGUGUCAAGCAUGGUCUUGGUCAUUACCAUUUCAGAAAUGGGGACACAUAUUCUGGGGAAUAUUUUGCAGAUAAGAUGCAUGGUUUUGGAGUCUAUCAGUUUGGAAAUGGACAUCGGUAUGAAGGAGCAUGGCAUGAGGGAAGGAGGCAAGGGCUUGGCAUGUACACUUUCAGAAAUGGAGAAACACAAUCUGGUCACUGGCAAAAUGGGAUUCUUGAUGUAUCCACUGUAGAGAAUGGCAAACCUGAGUCUCCAAAUGCUAUUAGUCAUCCUAAAGUUGUUAAUGCUGUCCAGGAAGCAAAGCGAGCUGCUGAGAAAGCAUGUGAUGCAGCAAGGAUAGAGGAGAGGGUGAACAAAACUAUUGCAUAUGCUAACAAAGCAGCCAAUGCUGCAAGAGUUGCAGCAGUUAAGGCCGUCCAAAGACAAAUGCACCACCAGAACAGUGAUGAUGUACCAACUCCUUUUGUUUAAUCUUAAAGGGUUUUGGGGCUUCUUCAGAAUCAUGCAUCUGCUAUCGGUUGAAUACCACAGCAUAACGUUCUGAUGAGAACUGAAAAGGAACAAGGAAAUGCUGCAAAACAACAUUUUUGCUGCUACUUUUGCAGUUGCGUCAAAUUUUGAGUGGGAAUAUUUUCAAUCAUGUUUUAAUGUAUGAUACAGGUGGUUGGUACCUGCUUGGAACCACAUUUUAGUCACCGGAAGAGAUGGCUGAUUGAGGAGCAAGACGGGGACCCCCACUUCCUAAUGGUCUCGAUACUUUGUAUCUACGUUGGUAGAGUCUUAUGAAUGUUGUUGUUGUUUAUCAUUUAAUUUCCUGUUAUGAUAAAAAGUAUUUGGUACCUACGUGGAACCACAUUCAGCAAGUAGAGGCUAUGACUGAUUGAGGAGCAAGAUGGAUUCUACCUUUUCCUAUUGGCCUCGAUACUAUGUACAUAGGUUGAGUGGGUUGUUUAAGAUUGAAGGUUGUGUAAUAGGCUUACAAGUCAAGUAUGGCAAUACCAUUGAUCACAGGGUGUGCCUAAACCUUUUAACUUGUAAAUGUAAUUGGUUGUAUCUGUACUUCCUGCACGGAAUGAUGCAGCCGUAUUAUGAGUGGUUUAUACGAGAAGUUGAAGCACCCACCUUCUCUGGAGAAUUUGAUCCAUAA
Molecule: messenger RNA, 2440 nt
Organism: Populus trichocarpa (black cottonwood)
Lineage: Eukaryota; Viridiplantae; Streptophyta; Magnoliopsida; Malpighiales; Salicaceae
Exons: 3
Coding region: 145-1764 (539 amino acids)
Source: RefSeq, a predicted model, not a curated record